GUUUAGCAAAUUUAUUGUUUGGCGUAUUUUCGAUUAUUUUUUGUACAAAAUAUAAACUUAAUAUGCUAUAUUCCUUUGACAACUCACUGCCAUUCAAAAAAUGAUUCUUAAUUCCAUGCAAUCACUAUUAACCGCAGAAGAUCAUAACUAAAUAUUUGUUUUUUCGAAAACAAAACAACAUCCCAACUUUUUUUUUCCUAUUUUUAUGUAAUCAUCAUAUCAAAAAGGUUAUGAUCUUUUUUAGGGUUCUAAAUGGACCAUUCAUUACUUAUUCAUGACAUUUUAUUUAGCGUUAACCCAACAACAUAUAAACCCUAUCUUGGCCUAUAUAUUGAUUUCAUACAGAUUCAUCUUUUUUAAUAAGAGUUCCUAUAUUGCGUUUUAAUAGUUUAUAUAUAUAUAUAUAUUUAUUUAUUCUCCAUUUAUAUUAUUCACAUAAAUAUGUUUUAUAUCUUUUUCACGUUUUGAUGAUUUUCUUGUAUAAAAAGUAAUUAAAAAUAUAACAUUUGCAAAUUAUUUUUUCCAAACAAUAAUAAAUUUACUGUAAGAAAAAUGUCUUGUGUGGUUAUUGAUACAAAGAUAUGAAUUUAGAAGAUUUGUAAACACACAUAAUAUGUGUUCAAAACAAAAAAAAUAUAUGGAUGAUCCAAUUACAAUAAAAAUGUUAUAUAUCCACAUGUUAUAUAAAACACAAAGUAAUAUGGUAAAAUUUAUGUAUCUAUAUUAUCAUAUAUUGAUAUAAACUAUAAUUCUUUUGAAAAAUACAUCCGUGCGGGCGUGCGGAUCAAAAGCUAGUUCUUCUUAAAAUUAGUUAACGACAAAAUUACCUAGUCAAAAACACUCCCUAGUUCCAUUGCCAAUAUUGUGCAAUUUCUUUGGACACCGUUUAUUUACAUCUCCCAUAAGUAAAUCACCUUUUUUUUAAACAUACUAUAUUACUAUCUUUACUCUUUACACAAGAAGGAAAGAAAGCUAACCUUUGUUAAAGAAACAUGUCGAAGACACCACCAGAGAAACAAGAGUUACCACUAGAAACAAGUCCGUACACGAAGUACGAAGAUAUAGAAGAUUACAAGAAGAACGCUUAUGGAACUUCCGGUCACCAGGAGGUUAAGUCUGGCCAAGGCGGCGGCUCAACCGACGCACCGACCCUCUCCGGUAGUGCUCCUCCCUCUGCUAUAGAUUCAGCUAACCAACAAGCUAAGAAGUGAAUCAUUCAUUAUCACAAAACAAACAUGUUCUCUUGCCUUUUCUAUAUGAUGCUUUUGCGAUAAUUUGAUUUGUUUAAAAAAAAAAAGAUAAUUGAUUUGUUUUUUUCUCCUUACCUGUUGUUAUGAUCCAUUCUACUCAAUUGAGUGAUGCUUAAUUUGACCAUCUUCCCACAGAUUAUAUGCCAAACGUAUAAUUUUUUUAAUAAAGAACUAAUACUUAAAACUUGAUCCGCACCCUCACGCGGACGUUUAAUUUAACUUGUGUUCAACAUUAAAUCAUAAACCACUGAUUUUAUAAAAAAAAAUCUAUGAAUAUUUUUAUGCUUUGUAAUAUGGUGAUUUAGUUAAUCCUAUGAAAAUGUUAUCUCUUUUUAACACAGGCGAUUUAGUUAAUAUUUAUACAAUAUUAAUAAUGGUUAGUAUAUGAAUAUUGAUUUGGUUAGAUAAGCUUUGGAAUUUUAAUUAAUUAAUUUAAAUUGAUUUUAAAUGCGGUGGCAGAAUCUGCAAAUACAAAAAAUACAAAAAAGAAAUAGUUAAUUUAUUAUAAAUGAAAUGGCUAAAUGUAUAAAUAAAAAGAAAUAUUAAAAAUAUUGUUAUCUAUAUUUCUAAACAAUUCUCAUUUAAACGGUUAUCUAUUUUUCCAAAUAGUACUAAAAAGUACUUCAGGUUUAAUAAUAUAGAUAAGAUGUGUUCCAAGUCCUAACGCUGAAUAUUUUGAUAAAAGUUUCAUUUUUUUUAGCACACAACUCGUAAUGACCGACUGAUUCCUAGCAAAUUAUAGUGUAUAAAUUAAGUUAAAGUCAAUUCCAUAACCACCAGCAAUUUGAAAAGCAUGCCAUUAGUUGUAGCAACAAGAAUCUUCAUAAACUUGAUGAAUUUUGAACAAAUAUACAUUAUAAAGAUAAUAAAAUAUGAAAAACACUUAAAACAGUGUCUCAAAAAAUUUAUCAUAAAAUAGCAUAUAAAGAGAAAAAUAACCAAAAUAACUUUUAUUAAAAACUAGUGCUGAAAGUGACUUAACAACAUUUUAGUUAAGCUACCGAAUAUAACAACCAAAAUCUUCAUAAGGAUAUAUAACAAUGUAAGAACCUUAUUUCACUACAAUGGAGACAACUGAUAUUUGUAAAAAUAGUAAGAUUUCAUUGAUACAACUGCAUAUGUUUCUGUUUACUAUCACCGAAAAAAGAACCUGACGAACCUAACUUUUGUGUUGUACUCUCAAAAAAAAAAAAAACCAACAUAACUAUUUAAGGUAGGAGAAAGUGAUUUGUUGUUGUUGAAAGUAUGUUUUUCUAUAAUGCUUACAAGCCUCUUUAUAAAAAAAUAAUGAGAAACACAAAUUUCAUUUUUCAACACAAAAAUAAAACUUUCAUGGUACACUAACGGAGUCUUUAAUUUUUGUCAAUUAAUAUGUGAAUUUAUUUCAAAUUUUUACCAAAAAAUUAAAGAGUAAAACUAUUAUGGUUUGACAAAUUCAAACUAAAUAAUAUACAUUAAAAUAGAUUUGUUUUUUAUAUUUUAUCAAUAUAAAAGAUAAAUAUAUAUUUGGUUUAUAAGAUUAAAUUAAUGAACAUGAAGUCCAACUAACAAAUCAAAAUCUAAAUCCAAAUAUCCAAUGUGUGUAUUUACUACUUUGUACAAGUUUUUCAAAUCACACAUAUUAGACUUCUAUUUCUCAUUCAAAUUAAACUUUAUUUUUGACAUAUAUGAUUCAAAUUACAAAAUCUCAUGCGUUAUUUUUUAAAAAUUAGCCAAGAAAAUAUAAUCUUUGAUGUUUAUUUUUGAAAAAAAAUAUUUAAUCAUUCAGGCCUCUGAGAUGAACAUAUAAAAUACAUUAUUUAUAAUGUUCAAAAAAUAGUUCCAAUAAAUAAUUCUUAUUUGAUAUUUAAUAGAAAGGACCGACAUAUCAAAAUAUCAACAAUCAAAAA
Brassica napus (rape) is the source of this 3139-nucleotide messenger RNA. RefSeq lists its product as uncharacterized. The transcript has a single exon. The record is from RefSeq and is a predicted model, not a curated record. Lineage: Eukaryota; Viridiplantae; Streptophyta; Magnoliopsida; Brassicales; Brassicaceae. Bases 993 to 1211 code for a protein of 72 amino acids.